Messenger RNA from Echinostoma caproni, 858 nucleotides. NCBI's taxonomy places the organism in Eukaryota, Metazoa, Platyhelminthes, Trematoda, Plagiorchiida, Echinostomatidae. The record is from the annotation of a GenBank genome assembly.
AUGUUCGGUGAUAUCAGCUCCCCAUCCGGCUUUCGACAUGUGCAACAUGUGGGUUAUAAUCGUGAAGAAGCGAAAUUCGACAUCUCUGCUGAAGAUUGCGAAGUUCUGCGCGAGAUUUUGCGUGCAAUCGGCAAAGAGGAUCGAAUGGAGAAUUCCGGCGAACGAAAAUUUGUAUAUCAAUAUUUGAAACAGCACGGUGGUCUGAGUGAAGCUCAAAGACAGGCGCAAACAUUUCAAAGAAACUCCAUAAGCUCAUCUGGCGUUCAACCAACACGAGGACCCGCGCCGGCUGCCCCACGUCGUAUGCCUCCUCCUCCACCGACAUCGCAUCCACCACCUCCACCAGUACCUAGUCAACGUCCACCAGUACCUCCACCUCCAACUUUACCUAGCACUGGAGGUCGAAUACCUCCACCUCCACCACCACCACCACCGCCACCACCCCCACCACCACCGCCACCCACACUCGCUCCGUCUUCAGGUGGAGGAUCAAUACCUCCCCCUCCGCCCAUCAUACCAUCAGCUCCAGCAGCAAGUACUCCGGUGACUGCAAAUGAAACCACUGCCAGUAUAAAACCACCGGCACCAGCGAUCGGAGUGGAUUUACAAUCACAAAUUAUGUCUUUUUCUAAGUCUAAUCUGCGCAAAGUAACUCCGGGUGAAGGUGUCAGCGGACGUCCAGUUCCACCAGCACCUGCUGCACCAGCUAGUAACCCCGCUACCGGUACUUGUGAUCUCUUACGAUCUUUGGCGACCGCGUUGGACAUGCGUCGUGCUCAUAUGGGAGCGGAGGAAAGCGAUGCAGAUUCCGAUCACAACUCCGAAAAUGGUGGUAGCGAUGAUGACUGGGAGACGUAA